AUGGGCCGAUUCGGCUUCGGCUCCUCGGACAAAGAGAACGCGAGCGAACACAGCACCGGCGAGCCUUUGCCCGAGUUCAACGGAAAUGCCGAGCUCCAAGAAGGCCUCGUCGUCGAGAAUGGCGACCAGCUGCAGCGACAUCUCGCCAACCGACAGAUCCAACUCAUCGCCAUCGGAGGCUCCAUUGGAACCGCCCUCUUCGUCAGCAUCGGUUCCGGCCUGUACCAUGGAGGUCCCGCCAACCUGUUGAUCGCAUAUACCCUGCAGAGCUGCAUCCUGGCCAUGGUCAACAACUGCGUUGCAGAGAUGAGCACCGCGUUCCCCGUUAGUGGCGGCUUUAUUCGUCUGGCUGGUCACUGGGUCGAUGAUGCCCUGGGGUUUAUGGUCGGAUGGAACUUCUUGUCAGUUGCAUCACGUGGGGGAAAUGCUGCUUGCACGAGACUCGACUGACGUGGUGCUGUAGUUUCUACGAAGCUCUCCUCAUUCCCUUUGAGAUUUCCGCUUUUGGUCUCGUGGCCUCCUUCUGGAGUCCAACGGUGACGGAGACUGGACCCAUCGCUGGAAUCAUCGCCGGUGUUAUCAUUGCAUAUGCGUAAGCUUGGCCCCCAACCCUCUCACCGUGCAGAGACUCACCUUCAUUCAGCUUGAUCAACAUCCUCGCCGUCAAGGCCUACGGAGAAGCCGAAUUUUGGUUGUCGGGAGGAAAAGUCGUCCUGAUCUUCUCCCUGUUCUUCUUCACCUUCAUCACGAUGGUCGGAGGGAACCCGCACCACGACGUGUACGGCUUCCGAAACUUCAACCACGGCCAGGCCUUCCAGGAGUACAUCGCAACCGGUCCGCUGGGUCGAUUCGAGGGCUUCCUCGCCGCCAUGUCCUCUGCUCUCUUCACCGUCGUCGGCCCGGAAUAUAUCUCCAUGGUUGCAGCUGAAGCCGUCCGCCCGCGAACUUACAUCAAGGCAGCGUUCAAAAUGGUGUAUGCUCGAUUCGGAAUCUUCUUCAUUGGAGGUGCUCUGGCUGUUGGCAUCGUUUGCCCUUCGCGCGAUCCAGCACUCCGCGCUGUCGUCGUGGGCGGAGAAGGCCAUGGCUCUGCUGCUUCGUCUCCAUAUGUGAUUGCCAUGGAGAACCUGCAGGUCAAAAUCUUCCCAUCCAUCGUCAACGCGUAAGUUCGACGAAAUGACCGGUCACGGCCAUGGAACUUCUCGCUAACAUUGGGAUACAGUUUGAUGUUGACAUCCAUCUUCUCGGCUGGUAACACCUACACGUACUGUGCUGUUCGUAACCUCUACGGUCUAGCCCUCGAGGGAAGAGCACCUCGAUUCCUCCAGAAGUGCACGAAGAACGGAGUACCGAUCUACUGCUUCUGCGUGGUUAUGGUCUUCCCCCUGCUCUCCUUCCUCCAGGUCUCGAGCGGCUCUUCGACCGCGAUCACUUGGUUCGCCAAUUUGGUGACAGCUGGAGGCCUCAUCGACUACAUCGUCAUGUGCAUUACCUACAUCUUCUUCUACCGCGCCUGCAAAGCGCAGGGUCUCGAUCGCAAGACUCUGCCAUACACGGGCUACUUCCAGCCCUACUGCGCCUGGAUCGCACUCGUCUGGCUCGUCGUAUGGACGUGCAUCUACGGUAAAAAUAUGCGCCCACAUUGAGUAGCAUCCCCGUCAUCUGACUGACUCCUCCUUCCGCAGGCUACAACAGCUAUCUCCCCUGGGACGUCUCCACCUUCUUCUCGCAAUACACCAUGCAAAUCUUCAUCCCCCCGCUCUAUCUGAUCUGGAAGUUCAUCAAGAAGACCAAAGUCAUCAAGCCACACGAGGUAAGUCUCGGACCCCUGUCGCGCCCAAUCAACGUCCGUCCCUCACUCACUGACUCAAUCCCACAGGCCGACCUGGUCUGGGAUCGCCCCAUCAUCGACGCGUACGAGGCGACGUUCGUCGGGCCUCCGAGUGGUUUCUGGCAGGAACUCGGUCAGAUGGUGGGUAUUGGCAGGCAUAAGGGGGGCAAUGAGCAGAGGAGACGAAGUAGUGUCGUGGUGGUGGGGGAUCCUGAGAAGUAG
This is a messenger RNA of Lecanosticta acicola, 2050 nucleotides long. Lineage: Eukaryota; Fungi; Ascomycota; Dothideomycetes; Mycosphaerellales; Mycosphaerellaceae. The record is from the annotation of a GenBank genome assembly.